Molecule: messenger RNA, 1841 nt
Organism: Neoarius graeffei (lesser salmon catfish)
Lineage: Eukaryota; Metazoa; Chordata; Actinopteri; Siluriformes; Ariidae
Gene: dazap2
Product: DAZ associated protein 2
Exons: 4
Coding region: 125-637 (170 amino acids)
Source: RefSeq, a predicted model, not a curated record
CCAUCAAACCUUAAAGAAGAAGAAGUGACGUCAGCAGAAGGCAGAGUGAACAGACGGAUGAAAACAAGGAAGUAGCCAGGAAGCGAAUUUUGUGUUUUAAUUAAUUUGUAUUCCACGAAGAACAAUGAACAACAAAGGGUCAUAUCCACAACAGGCUGUGUAUCCUCAGCAGAGCACAGCACCCAUAUACCCUCCUGCUAUGCAAGUGCCACCACCCCAGGUACCCCCAUACACAGAUGCCCCUCCUGCCUAUUCUGAGAUUUAUCAGCCAAGGUAUAUGCACCCACCCCAGGUUACUGGGCAGCUACCUCCAAUAACCACUGCUUACCCUGCAACUCAGAUGUUUGUGCCCAUGCCCCAGACUGUGCCCGUUGGCGCAAUGACCCCUAAUGUUCCCAUGGGUUACUACCCCAUGGGACCCGUGUAUCCUUCAGGCUCCACAGUACUAGUGGAAGGGGGAUUUGAUGCUGGAGCUCGAUUUGGUCCUGGUAGCACUGCUUCCAUACCUCCCCCUCCUCCUGGACAUGCUCCAAAUGCAGCACAGCUGGCAGCAAUGCAGGGUGCAAAUGUGGUGAUGACACAACGCAAGAGCAACUACUUCAUGGGUGGUUCAGGAGGGGGUUACACUAUUUGGUAACAGUGAGAAGGAAGUGAUUGGACCUUGACUUUUCCCCUUGUCUGGUGGUCUCUCUCUCUCUCUUUUUUUUUUUCCCCCCUCUCUCUCUCUCUCUCUCUCUCUCUCUCUCUCUCCCCCUUCUCUCCUGCCCCUUCAGGGCAGCUUGGCUAUGCCAUGAUAGUGAUACAACAGAAUGUAAUGUUUUAUAGUCCCCACUAACAGGACAGUCCUUUGUUGAUAUCUUUCAGUUUAAAAUACAUGAUAAAACACUGCAAACUUCUUUUAGACCACGUUUGUUUAUGGUUGGAAAACACAUUUUUAGUUAAUUUCUAUCUAUGUGGCAGAUAAAUGUUUUUUUUUUCAUGUUCAACCACACAUUUACUACUAUUGUUCUUAAGUUAGCUCUGCCCCAUCAUUUAUUUACACGUUGUAGCUAUUAAAAUGGCUUCUAAUAAUAUAUUUAUUUUAAUGACAUACAAUAACAGCAGUUAUAUAGUGGAAUAUUUUACCCAUUCUAAUUAGAGUACUGUACUUCUGGGAAAGAUGAGAGAAAUAGACUUGGCUGUCAAAAUUGAGAACCACAACUUUAAUAUUACAGAUUAAAAUGCAGUAAAUAAGCCCUCAUAUUCGAUUCAGAAUGUUGGUUGGCUUUUUAAUUAUGUCCACAUCAUGUCGGAUACCCAGAACUGUAUAUAAUCCUUGUUUAACUUUAGUUUAGUGAAAGUUUACUUCUCCCAAAGGGUUUGUUCGUCACAAUUUAAUUUCUUUAGCAUUAUUCUCAACGUUGAAUUAAUCAGAAGUUUAGAGGUUAAACAAGCCUUUUUUUUUUAAUAAAGAAUGUGCUUAAGCACAUCAAACAGUUAUUUCUCCCUCUAGUGAACAUUGAAAUGUAUAACCAAGGAGCGGUUGUACCAAAGAUCCGGAUUAGAAUGCACUAAAAGCUUUUAAUGUGACUUGACAUUCUUCUCUGAAUAAUUCUGCACAUUAUGAUAAGUGAUAAACAUAUCAGAAACAUAUUGAUAACUGCAUCAUGAUGGUUCUGCAUGCUUUUUGCACUUUUAUUCAAAGCUAUUUUGUUUUAAUAAAGAUUUAUCAGCAGUAAUUUUUAGAAAUACUACACAUUAAUGUGCACUGUCAACCAACUCUGCAAUGUCAAUUUUUUUUUUGUAUACUCAUGCUUUAUACAUGCAAAUACAGUGUCUGUCAUUAAAUUUUGUUGUGUGGA